Messenger RNA from Chaetura pelagica (chimney swift), 3963 nucleotides. It is a transcript of the gene PPP1R26, whose product is annotated as protein phosphatase 1, regulatory subunit 26. Lineage: Eukaryota; Metazoa; Chordata; Aves; Apodiformes; Apodidae. The record is from RefSeq and is a predicted model, not a curated record. Bases 1 to 3963 code for a protein of 1320 amino acids. Gene Ontology annotation, molecular function: protein phosphatase inhibitor activity. Gene Ontology annotation, biological process: negative regulation of phosphatase activity. The transcript has a single exon.
AUGUUCCUUAUGAAUGCGUCUCCUUUGGUAGCUCUUCAGACAAAAUGGGAAUCCUUUGGACCAGCAAGGAAUUGUAGAUACCCUGUUUGCUUCUCCGAGUCUGAAGGGGACGUCACUAGAACCUCUGUAAGUGCGAAAGUUCAGAUGAUCAUAAACAACCUGCAAAGCCAAGAGUGUCCCCUGGGUAUGAACAAUGAGUAUGAUUGUAUUAUGCAGAAGAAACAAAAGGGAGAAAAGGGCACUAGUAACAGAGUCAAUUCUAGUGCCACGUUGCUACGGAAGCAUCCUCAGUACACCAAGUGCAGUUGCCCUGCUGAUUCAGAUGACACUGAAGUGGAAGAGAACGUGGGGUUUGGGACUCUCUUGCUUGAUUCUGAUAGCGAUGAUUCUGUUGACCGGGGGAUAGAGGAGGCCAUUCAAGAGUACUUGAAAGCAAAAAGCAAAAGAGAGCAAAGGAAUGCGGAGCGAUCUGAAAACCUAAGUAGAGACAAAAGGUUUAAGAGGGAAUUCUCCCAGAACAAAAUGGCUGGUAACCUUCUGCCUGUCAAAUUUAAAGCUGAGAUGCUCUCUGAAGAGUACCUGUCUGACCACCUGGGAAUUGGCAAAAGGCUGCAACCUGCAUCCCCUCAGAGCAUCAGUAGUGAUGACUCUUUUGAACAGAGCAUACAAGCUGAAAUAGUGCAGUUCUUGAAUGAGAAGAAGCAGCAAGAAAUCAGUAAAUGUGUGAUUGGGGAGGAUAAAAAAGAUUCUCCUGUGAGAACGGUCCUAAAAUGCAACAAGGAAACACCAAACCCACCAGACUGUGGUGCCCUGAGGCAAGGGUGUAACGCGCUCCUCUUGAGCAAGCUGCAGAAAACAAGCACGCAGUCCAAAUGUCUGCAGCCUAAAAUCCGAGAAGAACCCAGUGAUUUCAGCCAGGUGGACCAAGCCUAUCUAGAAAUGGCCACUGUCAGCCAGCCCUGGAUAGUGGAGCAAAGUGAAGAAAGUGGAGCUAAUUCCUGGGAGACGAGGGGAGCGCUUAGGAACGAGAGCGCGCACACGUCUGACUCCAGUAGUGAUGAUGGCAUCGAAGAAGCCAUUCAGCUUUAUCAGCUGGAGAAAAUCAGGAAAGAGGCAGCUCAUGGAACAAACUGUGUCCCUUUGCAGAGGGAGCAAUUUGAUGCAAAGGGUAUGGCAGACAUUUCUGCAAGCCUGACUAUUAGCUCCACAAAAAGUGCCUCACCAGAAAUCCAUAAAAGCCCCGUAGGCAGCAAGAGAAAAGGAACUAAUUCCAAGUCAACAGAAUUAGAAAGCACCAGCAAUGAAUUUAACAAGCUGUUUAAACCACUGAAAAAAGCCAGACAUUUUGCACCUCCAGAAAACAAGAUUGCUGCUUGUGAGCUCACGUUGCAGGCCUCUUGCAGAGCAGACUCCUCUGCAGAACUCAUGUGUGCAGAAGCUAUCCUUGAUAUUUCCAAAACAAUUAUGCCAUCCCAAAUGGGAAGUGACAACAAAUCACUCGCUGCAGACUCAUUCUUUUCUCCCCAGCUUCUCUCCUCGCCCCACUGUGAAAGUGACAGCAGCCUUGUGGACAGUGAUGAUAGUAUAGAGCAAGAAAUCAGGGCUUUUUUGGCUCUGAAAGCACAGUCCAAAAGCCUUGGAUCAAAGCCUUCCAGCCUGUCACACUCAAUCCAGACGCCUUUGCCUUCUGAUCGAAACAGCCUCACAGGCACCCUUGAGCCUUCUCUUCCCAAAACACUGCAACUAUCACUGUGUCCUAAGAGGAGACUUAAAAGGGAAGACAGAAUGGCAAAACAAGGUGCAUCAAAACUACCUGAACAGUUGGAGACAGGACUUUUCCAGCCAGGUAACUACUCAAAAUUCCCUGUGCUCCAAGAGGCAUGUGCCUUGAGCAGCCCUGCAGAACUCAGUGGUGCUCAAAGGCAGCAGCAGCCAAUGUCUUCCGAAUUACCUGGGUCUGUUGGCAGAUGUGUGGCCAUCUCUGUAAACCCUUUUAUGCAGGUUCAGAGCAGCACAAGAAAGCUCAUGAAAAAUCCCACCCCGACUCAAGAGAGGGAUGGUUCGGAUGAUGAGAGCAGUUCUCUGGACAGUGAUGAGGACCUUGAUAGUGCCAUCAAGGACCUUUUACGGUCUAAAAGAAAAUUAAAGAAGAAAUCCAAGGACCAGAAGUCUCAGUGCAAGAAGAGAGUCAGGUUCAGCGAGGCAGAAACUCCGCUGCUUGAUGAAUUCAGUAGCUUCCAACAGAAUGAGUGCAAGUGUAAAAAUCCCGUGCUACUGAAAAGCUGCCUCUCAAAACCUAGAAAAGCUGUGAAAGAAAAUGCAAUGAGAAACCCUUCAGAGAGCAUAAAUGUCAAACUUUCCAAUGAAAAACCAGAAGCCACAAAGAACCUGGAGUCUGAGUUGCAGCUUAAAAAAGGAUAUAAACCUAAGCCUGUUUCAAACCAGAGUAACCUGCGGGUGGCUAAAAAUAGACAAUGUUCUUUCAGAGCUGCAUCAGAUGCUGAUGACAGCAGUUCAGUGGACAGUGAUGACAGUAUUGAACAAGAAAUUAGGAGGUUUUUGGCAGAAAAGGCUAAAGACUCUGCAAGCAGUUCAGAGGUGCAAAAAGAUGAGGCAGCUCUGGACCUGUUGAGAGUGACCAAACCAAUGGCUAAUAAAGGAAAAGCCAAGCAACAGCCAGUUGAAAGUGAGAUUGAGCUCAUGUUGGGUCAGAGUAAAAGGACUGAGGUGUCUCAGCAAACUGAGGAGUUGAAGAACUCUCAGAGAACAGAAGGGAAAAGUGCAAUGUUACCUGGCAGUGGGAAAUCUGUUUCCUCUGCAGAGAAUGUUAAUUGUCAGACUACUGGUCAGUCAAAAGCCAAGCAAGGACUGGUGGGGGUUAAAGGUGUUGCUGGUGGUGAGUUGUCUGGAAACACAACAGGUAAAAAGGGUGUCCCAAACGCACCUAAAGCCAGCAAAAAGGAAGGUUGUAAAGUGCGGAAAGUAAUUAAUGCAAAGUCCAGAUCUAAAAGGAAGAACACCUUUCACCUAAAAAUUUCAAGUAAAUUUAUUGCAGGUCUAAAAUACACUCGGGACAGGAAGAAAUCCAUGCUUAUGAACAAAAGGCAGAAAGCAGAGCUUCUGCUGGCCCAGAGCAGUGCGUUAGGAACAGAGGUGGCUCCCCAGGACACAGGUGUGGCUAGCCAGGGAAGAGGAGCCCCUGUGCCAAAAGGUGAAUUUAGUGGGGAGUGCACAACAGCAAUAAAAGAAUCCAGUUCCCCUCAGCAGCUCGCUGUGGAAGUGUCAAGUCCCCAUGUAGCAGAAACCUGUGCAAGACUGGAGCCUGCUCCUCUGUGCAUUGAAGAGGAAGCAGAGGGAUGUGGAAAGGCUGAUAUCUCAGGAGCACAGUCAGACUCCCACCCAAGUCUCCCCUUGCAGGAGCAGAGCGUGGCAGCAAUAAAAGUAGAUGAGGUUUGCAGAGGGACACUGAAAGCUGAGAACACACAAAUGUGGAUUGAGGAAGGAGAUAUCCACAAAGGCAGCUGGGCAGGUUCAAACUCAGAUCCCCCACACCCUGAGCACGGUGUGGCAAAGGUGGUAAAAGCAGAUAAAGUUAGCAGAGACACAUCUCAGCAGGGCCUACAAGCAUGUGCUGAGGGAGAGGACAACCAGCAGGACAAGAGGCCAGAUCCAAGGUUAGGCUGCCCACUGCAGGAACUAAAUGUGGCAGCUGGAGCAGUGGAUAUAACUAGUGGAGGAGCAUUUACAAAUAACAGUGUGCCAGUGUGCAUAAAGAAGGAAAAAGUCACCUGCCAGGACAUUGACAGGCAGGAAGAAAUUCAGGUAUCCAGCCCCAGUUUGGAAGGAAAAAUACCUGUCCUGCAGAAUAGGGAAACUGCUUGUGAAGUGGACCAAGGGCAGGAAGUUUCAGUCAAAAACUGUGCAAAAUUUACUGACGUACCUGCAGGGGUCUGCCCAGAUUGA